AGCAACACUCCUCCCUUUUAGAUAUCAACAAUUAGCCGGAGUACUUCAGUAACAGUAUCGUUCCAAUCGAGAACAUAAAAUUCCAAUCGUAUCAUAUUAAAAUAAAUAAUAAUUCAUCCGAUCAUAUUUAUCGAGGAAAUGCCUUUGGUGGACAGUGCUUAUUGUUCAAGACCCAUCAACGUUCCACCCCAUCUGCCAUUGAUUUUGAAACAAUUCUGCAAAGCCGCAAUCAGAACACAACCGUAUGAUCUCCUCAAAUGGUCAACCGCUUAUUUCCGAGCACUUGCCGAAGGAAUUGAACCCCCAGCCAAAAUCAGACUUGAAUAUCCAUUGCCUGGAACAAUAUCCGGUCUUACUUUAGGAUUUUUGAAAGUCCUAUUACGUCAAUUUGGUGAUUAUAAUAAAGUAUUCCCGGUGGAGACGAUUCUACGUCGGUGGGACGACCUGUGCCUCGAUCGUCGGGAUUUAAAUCUCAUUAUGAUUAUUGGCAGAUUCCGGCACAAAUGUCAAGUUAAAAAAUUCCUCGCCAUUGCAGUGGGUCUUUUAGGCACAACUUUGUUCGAGACAAUGCUUUUGAUUUGUGAAUUAUUUACGUUGGAACCUGAUGGUGGCUCUGGGAUGAUUCCUAUCAGUUUAUUCAUGGAACUUUACGGGUAUUUGGCCGGUUUGAAGUGCGACGGAGGUAAAAGAGAAGCAGCAGAGGAAGAUCCGAGUGAAUUCCUCAUUCUCGGGCCGUCAGGAAUUCUUCCCUCCGGGGCAGAUUCUCAGGAAAGCCUCGGGGCAAAGGCUAUUUCCCUGACUAGUCAGGAUACAGACGUCGAUGUAGAGCUCGACUGUGACAAUUUGACCGACAAUACUCUGCACGAAUCGUCGACGGACGUUGGAGAAUCGAAUAAUUUCCAAUUGGAGGACAGAGAAAAUUCAAUGCUUCCUGAAGUGGAAAUGGGAAUUUCUGUUCAACGCAGCGAGGAAAAUAGUGAAUCCCGUAGUGAAGGGAGGAGGGGAAUCCUUAGUGGAGCUCGGAGUGAACCAGAAGGAGGGAAAUUCCGGAGAAAAGGAAUGCUGCCGCCGGAAUUGUCUUCUCAUUAUCCAAACAUUCCAGGGAUUGGGCCUCGAUUGUCUUCGGAGCAAGUGGCGACUGUUGCAGUCUGGAUGACAGAAUGUGCUCGACUCCAGGAGGGAAUGGUGGGCCCUCGCAAUCUCCGACAUUUUCAAUGUCCACCUCUAGAUCGCCAAGACUCACUGACAUAACGAAAAUAUUAGAAUUUCU
Molecule: messenger RNA, 1270 nt
Organism: Fopius arisanus
Lineage: Eukaryota; Metazoa; Arthropoda; Insecta; Hymenoptera; Braconidae
Product: ropporin-1-like protein
Exons: 4
Coding region: 139-1251 (370 amino acids)
Source: RefSeq, a predicted model, not a curated record